AUGCCUAAAAAGAUUAAAAAUCUAGAGGUUCUGGUCACCGAUGAAAAGGAAUACUACUAUCCUAAUGAUCAAAUUUCGGGAAACGUAUCAUUUCGAGCAACAAGCAACGUAUUAGUCCAAAAUAUUACCUUAAAAGUAUCUGGCAUUGCAGCUACUAAAAUAAAAGCCAAAGAUGUAUCUGGCCGUCAGUCGACAUUUCGCGACUGUUAUGUUAUCUUUGAACAGAAGAUAGUACUUGUUGGCGUAGAACAAGGAGGUACCUCGGGUAUACCUCAAGGGGAGCAUAGAUUUCCUUUCUCUUUCGUCCUACCAAGAAAUUUACCAUCGACUUAUCAGGAUGCAGAGCAACCGAAGCAUAUCCACGUUGCUUAUGGCAUUGAAACUAUCUUUAAUUAUCCGAAAGGAAAUUCUGAUAAAAAACUGAAACCGUUCACCAUUAGAAAUGUUAUCAAUAUCAACGAUCCAUGUUACUCGCAUUUACCUAAUCCUGUAGAACAAGAAACCCGAGUACGGCGCUGUUGCUGUGGAUCAGGAUCUAUCAAGUUAUUAGCAGUUAUUGAAAAAGUAGCAUAUCUGCCGUUGCAGCCAUGCCUCAUUCUUGGUGAAGUUCAAAACUAUUCCAAGCGAAAAGUUCCAGAUGUAACUGUUCAUCUAAUGCGCAUUGAGAACUAUAAAGCUCAAGACAGAUCAGCCCUGAAAUCGACAGAAAUUGCCAGGAUGUCUUACGGAGAGGUGAAACCAGGGGACACCAUAAAUUUGGAGAACAAGCCCUUUAUAGUGCCUGCGAAUAUUGCAUCAACUAUCCUUAAUUGCAAUCUAAUGGAAAUUACAUUCGCUCUGAAUUUCCUUGUAAUUGUACCCCGAGGUGAAAAUUUGACAGCUUCGUUUCAAGUGGUUAUUGGAACAAUGGAGGAAGAACCCAAUGGUACUACAACCGCCGAUAUCAGCUUGCAUCCUACGGAUAAUGUUAAUGAAGGUAGAAAUUGUAGUGGCUCUUUUAGCUCUCCCCCACCUUACUCAAGUAUUAUAGAAUCUGAACAGCUUAUCCAAGAUUCCAAUAUAGCACCUGAGGCCUAG
Molecule: messenger RNA, 1077 nt
Organism: Trichoplax adhaerens
Lineage: Eukaryota; Metazoa; Placozoa; Uniplacotomia; Trichoplacea; Trichoplacidae
Exons: 5
Coding region: 1-1077 (358 amino acids)
Biological process (GO): protein transport
Cellular component (GO): cytoplasm
Source: RefSeq, a predicted model, not a curated record